Xenopus laevis (African clawed frog) is the source of this 3687-nucleotide messenger RNA. RefSeq names its product proline-serine-threonine phosphatase interacting protein 1 L homeolog (gene pstpip1.L). NCBI's taxonomy places the organism in Eukaryota, Metazoa, Chordata, Amphibia, Anura, Pipidae. The record is from RefSeq and is a predicted model, not a curated record. The transcript is spliced from 15 exons. The coding region runs from base 410 to 1627 and encodes 405 amino acids. Gene Ontology annotation, molecular function: actin filament binding. Gene Ontology annotation, cellular component: lamellipodium; cleavage furrow; uropod. Gene Ontology annotation, biological process: actin filament polymerization.
UGUGACUCUCCUGCAGACUCAGUCAUCAGAUCAUUAAUUUCCUGUGCUUACUACUACUUGUUCUUCUUAGCCUGAAAGUGCAAAACCAAAUGACGGAAUAUACCUGCUGAAGUGAAACUGUCAGCUUUUUUACUUCUCCACACAUCAUGAACAUAUAGGCUGGGAGAGAGUAAUGCUACACACAAUUAACUCUUAUAUUCUGCAAGUGCAAACAAUAGAGGGCUUUGCCUCGUUUGAAUUGGUGACAUCCACACAUCUUUUAUCAUAAUACGUGAGACAUAAAGGUAAAAUAUGAAGUAACAUGAAGACUGAAUUGAAGCAAUGGACCUUUGGUUCUUCCCCGGAACAGUAAGAUUUUUCACACAAGCACCUACAAGUCAAAAUAGGGACUGAAGGAUCCCCAGAGAAAAUGACAGGGCUGGAGUUUAAGGAUGCUUUCUGGUGCACAGACAUCACACUGAAUACGGGAUAUGAAAUCAUACUACAACGAUUGCUUGAUGGAAGGAAAAUGUGCAAAGAUGUGGAGGAUCUUCUGAAGCUACGAGCACAAGCAGAAGAGAAGUAUGGGAAGGAAUUGGUUCAAAUUGCAAAAAAAGCAGGCGGACAAACAGAGAUCAACAAGUUACGGGAGUCUUUUGAAACACUGAAAACACAUAUUGAAAAUAUAGGUAAUUCUCACAUCCAGCUGGCAUUGACACUCAGAGAAGAAAUACGAAGUUUAGAGGAGUUCAGAGAACGACAGAAAGAAGUAAGAAAAAAGUAUGAGAAUGCAAUGGAACGCCUACAAAGGAAUAAAGUGUCCUUGUAUAAGAAAACAAUGGAUUCAAAAAAGAGCUAUGAGCAGAGGUGUCGAGAAGCAGAGGAAGCUGAGCAGAACCAUGAACGGCUGGUAUCGUUAGGAAAUCCAAAGCAAAUAGAAAAGAGCCAGAACAAAGCAAAGCAUUGUAGAGAGGCAGCAGAAGAAUCAGAUCUGCUAUAUAAGAACAAUAUAGAUCUUCUGGAGAAAGCUCGCAUUGAGUGGGAGACAGAGCACAGUAACACAUGCGAGGCAUUUCAGUUGCAAGAGACAGACAGAAUCAGCAUUCUGCGCAAUUCCCUCUGGGUUCAGUGUAACCAUUUCUCAGGCCAGUGUGUUCAUGAUGACGAGAUGAUGGAGGAGGUCAGACAGGCCCUGGAGCAAUGCGAUGUGACUGCAGAACUUGACCUUUUCAUACAGAGUAAAACUACAGGAACAGUUCCGCCAGAACCUGUGCUUUAUGAGGGUUACUGCAAUGGUAUUGGCCCCAAUAUGCAAGGAGGAAGUGCCAAGAUGAUGAAAAGGAUCUCACACUUGCUAUAUGGCUGUGGAGGGAGUACCAAAAACCUUGCAGAACUUCCAGCAGUGAACAACACCACAGCAGCAAAAGAAGAUACAGUCUAUGCCAGUAUACCUACAGCUGCCGCUUCACAUGAAAAGCUGGAAGACUACAGUGUUCUUUAUGAUUACAGCGCUCAGAACUCAGACGAGCUGGAUGUCACAGCCGGAGAUGUGGUUAGGGUCAUCGAGGAGGGAGACGAUGGUUGGUGGACUGUGGAGAGAAAUGGACGAAUAGGACUGGUGCCUGGAUCAUACCUUGGGAAGCUUUGAGUAACAGAGAACAUUUCAGAAUGGCAAUUUGCUAGAUUCAAACAUACAUGGAAAUCACAACAAUAACCGAAAAACCUGCCACCAUCACGACGUAUAGCUUGUUUCUCCUUUUAUUUCACAUAUGGAAUUAAAAAUUUAUACCCCUAAACACUGCAGGAUAUAUAUAUAUAUAUAUAUAUAUAUAAUAUACACACAUAUAUAUAUAUCACCAGUGGCAUCAUUUUUUUUAUCUGGGCCCCCUAAUUGAAUGGAAUGGCAUGGAAAAAAACACAGGUCAUCAGCAGGUUCCCCUGCAGAGGAAGCAGACCCAGCCCCACCCCCUGCACCCAUGGGGGCUGUUUCCUCUGUAAAUUCCCCACUGUAUAUCACAUAUCUCAUAAAAACAGCCCAUAUGUAAAAAAAAUUCUUAUAUUUGGAUAAAUUGGAUAAACCCAUAGAUAGAAAAACUGCCAUUCUAAGCAUUAAAAUCUGCACUGUGAUUAGACAUCUGCCGAAUUCUUGUCAGGUGGUCAGUGAGUGACACGCAGAGCAUAAAUAAAUGGUAGCUUGCUGUAAAAGAUGUAAAAGGUCAAUAUUUACUGAUAUUUAUAUGUACUGUCAUUUCUUUAACUGAUACCUUUAAUUGGUGACAUGGUAUAAUAUACCUGCUGGUUCAGUAUUUGUUCAGAAGGAAUAGUUAUCCUUUAAGAUCCCUCUUUCAAAAUAGUGGCCCUUUUCCUGAUUCAUUUCCCCCUAAAACUAUUGCAUCUUUAAUACAUGCAUCAUUUUUAAUACAACUUUCAGUAAAUACAUUAUACUCUAACAAUAGUCCUUAUAGUGUUUCAUCCUGUCUAAGUUUCCCAUCUUAUUAUAGGCAUUUCCCGCUCACUGUGCUGGUCCUGGAAUUCUAUGGUCAAUCUUCUGUAUUUCAACCAAGAUUUCAUCUGCAGAUAUAAUUCAUCAUGCGCUCCACAAGAGAUUCCAUAAUGCCUGUAGUGCAGUUAGUUUAAUUUCAGGUGUCAGUAUCUCUUUAAUAGGUGUUAGCUAGAAAGUUAGUGGCAAAAUCACUAAGAAUAGAUCUACUUAAACAUGGUUCAGAAGUGCUGCUUUUUAAUUCUCUAGACUUUUGCAGUCUUAAGGUGUUGCCAAAAGAGCGGAUCUCUCCCCGAUAUGGCAACAUUGAAGUGGGCGAUAUCGGGGUGAUCUGAUCGUGGACCCUAGGGCCCAACAAUUGGAUCAGAAUGGAUCCGAUAUGGGCGGUCGGAUUGCGGGGCUACAUAAACAAACAGAUUCGGCCACAACGGGAUUUCUUACCCUGCCCGAUCGAGAUCUGCCCGACUUUCAGCCAGAUAUCGAUCAGGGAAGCCCAUUGGAUGGGCUUUUAGCGACCCGUGCAUGGGGGCCUUUACAGACUAGACCACUGCUGCAGUCUUUUUUUCACCUGUAGCGAAUUUGGCUAUGUCACUUCAUCAGAUACAGGACCUGCAGUACAAAGGCCCCCCCCCCAGAUUCCAGAGUAGCAGAUUUCUAGUUUUCCUCAUACAGGGAUAGGCUGCAGCUGUGUCCUCUCUCUUAUAUGAAGUGCUUCACCUUUAAGCUAAUUUUUUCUGUAUUAUCUGCCUUACUCUUCUGCCUCUUUUCAGCUUUCAAAUGGGAGUCACCGAAUCCAGUAUCCAAAAAAAACUAUUGCCCUAUGAGGUUAAAAUUGUAUUAUUACUUUUUUAUUACUUAUCUUCCUAUUCAGUGUCUCUCCUAUUUACUGUAUAUUCUGGCCUCUCAUUCAAAUCACUGCCUGGUUGCUAGGGGUAAAUAAGACUGAAGCAACCAGAUGGUCAGCCUUAACUGUGUAACACCACAGGUAUUUAAUGAACAGUCGCACGUAACUGCUUUUAGGCUUUAGUUAUAGAUAGGACUUUUCGACACGGUUCUCACCUCUGCAGAAGGUAUAAUUUAUGGUUAUCAAUAUACUGUAUAGGAUUAAACAUCUGAUUUAUGAUUGUUAUAUAGUAAUGUUUUUAAUUUGCUUUGCAGAAUGUAUUGUGUACAUGUGUCUGUCAUAAUAAAACCAAAUAUCCAAUGAA